AUGCCCCUCGGCGUGGGAGUCCUCGACCUCCUGCUGACUCUCGUGGUCCUGACCGACCGCAACCCGCGCGACCUCUACUACUGGUUCAUGUGCAUACCACCGCUCAUGCUCCACGCCCGAGGCCUGGGCAGCUGCGCUGCGGCCCUCGUCCUGGUGCUCCUCCAGACUUCGGCCCUCCGCUACAUCGUUUCUUCUUCCACCGUCUCCUUGAACGGAUUUCGACACACGCUACUCGGUGCGUCGAUGUCGGACGGCUGGCUGCUGGUCGUGGUGACGGUGUGCGCGGUGGGCACCCGCUACUCGCGCGAUGCGGUGCUUCGGGGACAGCUGCGCAAGGCCCUCGACGAAGCGGCCCGGGCCAAGAGCGACUUCCUCGCCAACAUCAGCCAUGAACUGCGCACGCCGAUGCACGGUAUCAUUGCAAUGAGCAGCGAGCUGCAAUCAACCCUGGCACCGAACACUAAGGCGAGCCAAGCCGUGGCGAUCAUCGCAGACUGUGCGGACCACUUGCUGUCGAUGGUCAACGACCUGCUCGACGUGGCGCGCAUCGAGGCGCAUCAGCUGGAGCUCGCGCACAUCCCGUUCUCGGUCGUCAGCGAGACGCACAAGGUCAUCGACAUGCUGCGCUCUCCCGCAGACAAGAAACAUUUAGAAAUGACUGCGAUGGUCGACGUGGCCAGCCCGCAGCACGUCGGCGACCCCGUCAGGUUCAGGCAGAUCGUGUACAGCCUCCUCUCGAAUGCCAUCAAGUUCACACCGGAGAAGGGCGCUGUCUCGGUCACACUGACUAGUCGCAGCGACUCGGGUCUCAUUGAGCUGACCGUACGCGACACCGGCAUUGGCAUCUCCGAGGACCACAUUGCCAACCUCUUCUCGGUGGAUGCGUCGGUCAGCCGCCGAUACGGCGGAUCGGGCCUGGGCCUGGCCAUCAGCAAGCGCCUGUGCGACGCCAUGGGUGGGACCAUCGGAGUCACCAGCCAGCCGAGCCAGGGCUCGACCUUCACCGUGAUCCUCCCGCUGCCCUGCGCAGCCGCAGAACCCGAGGCCGACACCGCCACCACCGGCGCCGCGGCGAGCGAGGAGUCUGUUUUUGGUGCCGACCACAACCGCAAGCAGGAGAGGGAGAUGAAGGAGGAGCAGGACGAGGACGUGGGCGGCGCUGCGGGAGGGGCGUUCGCGGGACUCGAGGUGCUGCUGGUUGAAGACAACCCCAUCAACCAGCUGGUGGGCAAGCGCAUGCUCCACAGCCUCGGUUGCAAUGUGACCGUGGUGGCGAAUGGCCUGGAGUGUGUGCAGAUGCUGGCGCGGGGUAGUGAUGAGGUGGAGGGAGAGAAGGCGUCGACGAUGUACGACAUCAUUCUCAUGGACUGCCAGAUGCCGGUCAUGGACGGCUUCAAGGCCACCCAACACAUCCGCGCGCUCGAGAUGAAAGCUGAAGGAGCGGCUCGCCACGGUUCGCCCUCUCUGCCCAUCAUCGCCCUCACCGCCUCCGCCACCAAGGAAUACAGCCGAAAGUGCGUGGAGGUGGGCAUGUCGGACGUGCUGUUCAAGCCUCUGCGAAGGGAAAUGCUGGCCGCCGCGCUCGCAAAGUGGGCGCCGACUGCUGGCGAGGCCCGGGGAAGGACUUCCACUACAUCAUCAACCACAACGCUGGCCUGUUCCUCAUCAUCUUCGCCAUCUCCCUCUUCAACCACCACCGCGACAGCCACCACCGCACAGCACAUCUCCCGGAGCAAGUCUCACAACUCGUCGUUCCCGAUCGUUCAUUCCUCUCCCCUGCCUCUCCACGACUCUUCAACUUCUCCCUCUUCAUCAUCGUCGUCGACGGCCGCUGGUGGUAGCUCGCGGAAUCGGUCGCGAAGCCUCCCGAUGCCCGUUCCACCACCCCGACCGUCCCUGGCGUCCUCCUCGUCGGCCUCUGCCGUCAAGAGCCUGCGCGAUACCAUCGGUAACCCCACCACACGGCGCGCGCUCCUCUUCACUCGCAAGGAGAGCACAUGA
Messenger RNA from Acanthamoeba castellanii str. Neff, 2001 nucleotides. RefSeq names its product ATPase/histidine kinase/DNA gyrase B/HSP90 domain containing protein. The record is from RefSeq and is a predicted model, not a curated record. The transcript is spliced from 9 exons. Lineage: Eukaryota; Discosea; Longamoebia; Acanthamoebidae. The coding region runs from base 1 to 2001 and encodes 666 amino acids. Gene Ontology annotation, biological process: phosphorylation; phosphorelay signal transduction system. Gene Ontology annotation, molecular function: phosphorelay sensor kinase activity.